CCGAAUCUCUAAUUUUGCCAGCAUGACGCUAAUACAAGACACUGAUUCUUUUAAAGACAUCAUGAAUUCUUCCGACGAGGGUGACUUCGAGGAUUUGAAGAGAUAUUUCGCAAAGAUAUAAUGGACGCGUCUAUUGAAGUGUGAAAAAGUGAGUUACAUAAACAUUAAGAGGAACCAUCUGGACAUGUUGGUUAAAGAUAUGUUGCAGCACAACAACCCCGCCACCGAAGCUCCAAGUAUUCACUGCUGAUCACUACCGAAGCUUUGGAGCCCCAAAAAUAUGGGCUGAACUCUCCAGUACCUGGGUUUAUGAGGAGAGGCAGAUCUAGACUAGAGAACAUGGAUCCACUUCUAUCACCCAGUGACUCAGAGGAGAAAGAUGACUGGACCCCUCGUCUGGAGAGAUGCUGGAGUGAUGUAGUGAAAGGAGAGGAGGAGGAGAUGACCGUCACAGUGAAAGAAGAAGAAAACGGAAUGAAAGAAGAUGAUGCUAAAUUGAAAGGAGAGGAUUUUUUUGUGAAAAAAGAGGCGGCAGUUUUUGGUGUGAAAGAAGAAAAGGAUGAGAAGGAGAUACCUGUCUCAAUGACAGGAGAGAAAGAAGGUUUCUGGUUUAAAGAGGAAGAUGUUUCACUGAAAGAGAAAGGCAUUUUGGGACUGAAGGUGGGAAGUAAGGAAGAGGUGAUGCUUGUCACAGUGAAAGAGGAGGAUCGGGAAGAGUUGGAGCAAGAGGAGGGGGAAGAGGAGGAGCAAGAGGAGGGGGAAGAGGAGGAGCAAGAGGAGGAGGAGGAAGAUAAUUUUGGAUAUCUGAUUUCCUCUAGCAAUGCAAUUGCUGAAUCUUCCCAGUCCCAGAUCUUCUCCUGUUCCAGGUGUCCAGUCUCCUUCACCUCUCAGAUCUACCUCCAUAAGCACACAAAGAAAUUUCACCAUGAAGAGUACAUUACAUUAUUGAGGAGUGGAGAGAUCAGAGCAGAUAGUCUCACCUCCUCCAGCACUUUACAGCCACAUUCAACCACCUUACAUGCCAGCAAGCCACCUACCAACCUGAAACCCAGAGACACAGAGAAGCCAAGACCUCACCACUGCUCCCUAUGUGGGAGGACUUUCUGUAAGCAAACAGACUUAAAAAGACACCAGACCAUUCACACGGGAGAGAAGCCACACAAAUGCUCCCAGUGUGGCAAGGGUUUCACUAACAGCAGUAAUCUCAGAAUACACCAACGCAUUCACACAGGAGAGAAGCCGUACCACUGCUCCAUGUGUGGAAAGACUUUCAGUCAAGCAAGAAAUCUCAGAACACACCAACGCAUUCACACUGGAGAGAAGCCAUACCACUGCUUCCAGUGUGGGAAGAGUUUCAUAGACAGCAGAAAUCUCAGAACACACCAACAUGUUCACACAGGAGAAAAGCCAUACCACUGCUCCCAGUGUGAAAUAACAUUCAGUCAAGCGGGUAAUCUCAGAAGACACCAACGUGCUCACUUAGGAGAAAAGCUGUACAACUGCUCCCAGUGUGGGAAGGGUUUCACUAACAGGAGUAAUCUGAGAGCACAUCAAUGCGUUCACACUGGAGAGAAGUUGAAGCCGUAUCACUGCUCUCAGUGUGGGAAGACUUUCAGUCGAGAGAGUCAUCUUGGAACGCACCAGCGCAUUCACACAGGAGAGAAGCCAUACCACUGCUCCCAGUGUGGAAAGACUUUCAGUCAAGAUAGUAAUCUAAGGAGACACCAGCGAAUUCACACAGGAGAUAAGAUGUAUCACUGCUCCCAGUGUGAGAAGUCUUUCAGUCAAGAGAUGAAUCUUAAAAGACACAAGCACAUUCACACCACUGAGAAUUCAUACCACUGUUCCCAGAUUUUCAGUCAAACAAGUGUUCUUUAAAGCCAGAUGUAACAUAAACAUAUGUAUUUUUAAACGCCUCUUAAAAGUGUACCUAGUAAACAGUCAUUUUCCGGGGACUAUAAUUGUUAUACCAAUCGUAUGGCGCAGUGGUCUUUGUCACUGCCUUAUAUGUACAGCUGCUUUAUUGUGAUCAGUUGAUCAAAUCCUGAGGGAGAGAUCCUAACAAGGCACCAUCUACGUUUUUUUGUCAUUGGCAUUGGAAGAAUCUAUCCGGAGUAGUCUGUGGUGGUUGUCUCGUCAUAUAUAAAAACACCAUGACCAAAUGGUUGGCGCUACAAACCUGUAACCUUUUUUAGAAUCAGGAGAUUCAUUGUAAUUUCCUCAUUAUCUUCCAUUAUUUUUGGUAGAAAGCAAUGUAUGUCCAUCAAAAUGCUAAAUCUAUGAAAAGAAAAUUAAAAUAUUUGCACAUGUUAACUCUGAACUAACCAUAAUUUAAAGACAAUGAAUGCCUUGGACCUGAAUACAUAGGGUCAUACAUACGGUAAUUUCCUUGAAUGGGUUAAAAUAUUACAGAUUUUAUGGCAGUUAUCUUAGCAACUAUGUGACACUACCUCUCAAAUUCAACAUGUUAGGUUGAUGUACGUCAUAUUUGUUCAUGCAUUAGUGAUUCAGAUCUAAUGCUUUACUUGAUUGAAACAGUUACAGCUGACAGCUUUUUUCCAUUGUUGUUAGCAAGGUGUUUCAUGUGAGGUCAUGACUAAAUUAAAUCAAAUUAGUGACUCAAAUAUAUUUUUCUCAUCGUUGAAGUGUAGUUUUUAUCAAAUCAGAUUUGUGGUGCACUUAGCUAGCUAAAAUGCUAAUGGAAGCUAACUAGCAAACUUGCUACCUUAUGUUCCUGCUAGUUAAGACAAUGUUUCAUGUUAAAAAUUAUUCUGUCGGAUAUUGCAAGCAGUUGGAGUUAUGAGUUGGUAAUCCUGUUAAAUCUUAACGGGUGGUUUCAGAGACAAGAGUGUAGGUAACUGGAAGGUGGGUAAAGGUUAAUAUAAUCUUAUCACAUUUGAUUGUGUUGUGAAACAGUUAGCUUACAUGCUAACUGGAGCUAAGUGGCAAGUUACUUUGCUACCUAUUGUUUCUAGUUAAUGUGAUUCUAGUUCAUGUGAAUUAAUGUCCAAAUGUGUAUUUGAUUCUGAUAUUUUCAGCAGUUUGAGUUGCAGGUUGGUAAUGCCAUUAAGCCUUAAUGUAUAGUUUCAGAGGCUAGUGUUAGUAGUAUUAUCAUGUUGGAUGUUUUCUGAUGCUGUUAUCUGGAUCUCACUAACUAGUGCUUUUGAUUGAAUAAAUCAACAUAGGAAAAAUUCUAAAAUAAAAAAUAAAUAAAUAAUCUGUACGCCUGUAACAAGUUA
Esox lucius (northern pike) is the source of this 3239-nucleotide messenger RNA. Its product is annotated as zinc finger protein 436-like. The transcript has 5 exons. Gene Ontology annotation, biological process: negative regulation of transcription by RNA polymerase II; regulation of cytokine production; regulation of immune system process. NCBI's taxonomy places the organism in Eukaryota, Metazoa, Chordata, Actinopteri, Esociformes, Esocidae. Bases 310 to 1878 code for a protein of 522 amino acids. The record is from RefSeq and is a predicted model, not a curated record.